Cucumis sativus (cucumber) is the source of this 2095-nucleotide messenger RNA. Its product is annotated as protein JINGUBANG. Gene Ontology annotation, molecular function: protein binding. Lineage: Eukaryota; Viridiplantae; Streptophyta; Magnoliopsida; Cucurbitales; Cucurbitaceae. The record is from RefSeq and is a predicted model, not a curated record. The coding region runs from base 108 to 1511 and encodes 467 amino acids. The transcript has a single exon.
CAUUCAAAAUUCAAUCAAAAAAAUUUAUUCUUAUUCAUAUCAUUACAUUUUUGUUCAUUUCUCUGGAGAUUUUUCAAACGAUUUGAGAGGAACGAAGUGGAGGAGCCAUGGUGAUGGAACCACGGAAUAAUCAUGGAUUGCAUCGGAAGCGAUUUGGAGCUUAUUUGCAGUCCGACCCCGCGAUUUUUGCCGGCGAUGACAACGAUUUCUCUCCUCGCCACAGCAAUGCCUCUGCUGCCACUAGUCCGGUGUAUAACUACGACAAAUCGCCCGCCAGUGGUGAUGCUUCGCCGUAUUUGAUGUCGCCCUGGAAUCAGUCUACUUCACCGUAUUCGAAAUCUCCCUGGACCCUUCGCUCGGGGAUGAAUUUGUACGACGAUGAAUUUUAUGCUCAGAGUGGUCUCAUCGGCUCUCUGGUGCGCGAGGAAGGUCAUGUGUAUUCGUUGGCGGUAGCAGGGGAUUUGUUAUACACUGGAUCGGAUAGCAAGAACAUUCGUGUGUGGAAGAAUUUGAAGGAGUAUACUGGAUUUAAAUCAAACAGUGGAUUGGUGAAGUCGAUAAUUUUGUGUGGAGAUAGAAUUUUCACGGGACAUCAAGAUGGAAAGAUUCGUAUCUGGAAAGUUUCGUCCAAGAAUCCGAAAUCUCAUAGCCGAAUCGGAAGUUUACCGACGUUGAAGGAAUUCGUCAAAAGCUCGAUGAACCCAAAAAAUUACGUCAAAGUCCGGCGCAAUCGCAACGUCCUCCGUAUAAAGCAUUUCGACGCCAUUUCCUCGAUGAGCCUAAACGAGGAGUUAGGGCUUUUAUACUCCGGAUCUUGGGACAAAACAAUGAAAGUCUGGCGAAUCGCAGAUUCAAAAUGCCUCGAAUCAAUCACCGCUCACGAUGACGCCGUGAACGCCGUUGCAUCGGGAUUAGAAAGCCUCGUGUUCACCGGAUCCGCUGACGGGACGGUGAAGGUGUGGAGGAGAGAGCUACAGGGGAAAGGUACGAAGCAUUUUCUGGUUCAGGUGUUGCUGAAGCAAGAAACUGCGAUAACGGCGUUGGUUGUGAACAAAUCAUCGGCAGUUUUGUACUGCGGCUCAUCAGAGGGAGUGGUGAAUUAUUGGGAGAGCGAGAAGCAUUUAUCACACGGCGGCGUCCUCCGGGGCCAUAAACUAGCUGUGCUGUGUUUAGCGACGGCCGGAAACUUGGUGUUCAGUGGAUCGGCAGACAAAAACAUCUGCGUGUGGAGGAGGGAGGAGAACACAGGAUCUCACACGUGUCUUUCGGUGUUAACAGGCCACUCAGGACCGGUCAAAUGCUUAGCCGUUAAGGAAGACGAAGAAGAAUCGGCAUCGUCACCGGAAGAAGAAAGCGAAGUGAAAAAGGUGUACGGAAGCUACAAGAAGCGGCGGUGGAUUGUGUACAGUGGUAGCCUAGAUCGGUCGGUGAAGGUGUGGCGCGUGGCGGAGAACGCGCCGGAGCUGUUGAAAAUUCGGGAGGCGGAUAAGGCAUACUUGAACAAGAAGUAGUAAAUGCAGAAAAAGGUGAAGAAGUAAUAGGCGUUUGAUUUUGCAUGGCGUUUGGGAUUUCCUACGGAAGGCUGUACGCAACUGAAUACAACAAAGCCAACGAAACCACGCCACGUGCGAAAGCACGAAAUGGGGUGGGGAAUUGAAAGGAAAACGAAAAUAAUGUGGUUGGAUUGCAAAUAGACAGUUUCUUUGGGGGGGCGGGGGUGGCGGUUUGUGAAUACCGAAAUUUUCAGGUAUGAAAAUGAAAGUCCUCUUGUUUUUUUCUUUUGGGUAAAGUGUUUUUGUGGUUUGAAGAAGUUUGUAAUUUGGAAAAUUUCAAGCCGACAUGAACAUUUAUUUUCUUUGAGUCGUGUCGUUUUGAUGUUUUGGGAAUGAGAAGAGGGGAGGUUGAAGGGAGGUGAAGGGAGGUGAAGGGUUUGCUUCCUUGCACCUUUCCAUUCAAGAUUCUAUGUUUGCUCUAUCUUCCUUUCCUUUUUCUUUUUGUACAUAUAAAUUUUACGCUACAUAUAUCAUUUCAAUACAUAAUAUAUUUUGUACCUUAUCCUCAAAGUAAUAAUAUAAAGCUCUAAUAUUCUCUACCA